Molecule: messenger RNA, 947 nt
Organism: Coturnix japonica (Japanese quail)
Lineage: Eukaryota; Metazoa; Chordata; Aves; Galliformes; Phasianidae
Gene: DCDC2B
Product: doublecortin domain containing 2B
Biological process (GO): intracellular signal transduction
Cellular component (GO): microtubule; microtubule organizing center
Source: RefSeq, a predicted model, not a curated record
GAGACCUGCUGGAGCUCUCCUCUGUGCUCUGUGUCGCUCUGCCUGCAUCUCUAGUCAGUGAGGCUUGCCUCUCCCAUGGGGAAUGAGCUCCCGAGGCUUAGCUCUGGCUUGUCCAGCCAAGAACGUGGUGGUGUAUCGCAACGGUGACCCCUUCUUCCGUGGGAGGAAGUUUGUAGUGAACCAGCGGCAUUUCCUGACCUUUGAGGCAUUUCUGAAUGAGGUGACCAGGAGCAUUCAUGCACCCUUGGCUGUGAGGAAUCUCUACACACCCAAGCAUGGCCAUCGUGUUGCUGAGCUGGCUGACCUGCAGGAUGGGUGCCAGUACGUGGCUGCAGGCUUUGAAAAGUUCAAGAGGCUUGACUAUUUAAAUCAUGGAAGGAAGGAGCUCCGUGGGACAAGCAAGAGCAAUGGUGUGCAGACCUGUGCUGUACCCCCCUGGAAGCCAAACACUGCAGUGCGACAGCAGAAGCCCACCCACCUUACAAUACAUGUUUUUCGAAAUGGGGAUUUGCUGAGCCCUCCUUUCCAACUGAUCAUCUCCAAGGGCACUUUAUGGCAGUGGGACACACUCCUGGCUCUGCUGACAGAGAAGGCUGAUCUGUGCAGCGGGGCUGUUAACAGGCUCUGCAGGCUGGAUGGCACACUGGUGUCCAGUGGGGAGGAACUGGUGAAUGGCAGCUACUAUGUGGCAGUGGGAACCGAGGAGUACAAAAAGCUGCCAUACAUGGAGCUGCUGGUGCCCUCUGUGUGCAGGACACUCUGGAACGGAGUACAGGCAAAUCACAAAGCGCUGUCUAAGGGAAAAGGGAUGACAACAGUUCUGAAGAUGAGGAGCACUGAAUGAUGUUUUCCUUGGCCGCAAAACUACUCUGAAGAGUUAAAGGGCUGUGAUGGCUUUCUGUAUUUCCCUCCCCCGUGUUGCUGAUUAAUUACAAGAGUAACAAAGA